ACGGGACACUGGAGCCUGCGGGUGGGACAGCGGUACAGUCCCCCAAAAAUGGGACUGUCCGAGAAAAUCAGGACAGAUGGGAGAUAACAACAUGUCCACUAUUGAGGCCAUCGUUACUGCAAAUAACCUUUUCACUGUGGAUUUAGCGAAACAGAUGAGUAGUGAACAGAAUGUGGCUGUGUCACCCCUUUGUAUGAUAACUGCCCUGGCACUGGUCUGUCUUGGAGCCAAAGGCAAUACUGAGACACAAAUGAAAAAGGUUCUUCACUUAGAAAACUGUGAAGAUGUACAUUCUGGAUUAACAGAUCUCAUAACUGCAUUGACUGUGUCCCAUGAAUACAUACUGGAUAUUGAGAGUACACUUUUUGUUGAACAGACAUUUAACAUCUCCAAAACAUACGUCAAUGUCUCGGAAAUGUGGUACAACUCAAAGCCAGACAAAACAGACUUUCAAAAUAAACCGAGGGAUGCCUGGAACCAUAUUAAUGGCUGGCUAAAAGAAAAAAGUGAAGGUACAUUCCUAAAUGUGUCAGAAGAGUCAAUUUCUUCUGAUACUAACUUUGUAGUCCUUAACACAGCAUAUUUACUGGCAAACUGGACACAGAGCUUUCCUGAACACAAAACUGAAAAUGAAUUAUUUACUCUAAGCACUAAGCAGUACAUAUACAGAGAGGGAUGCGUUCUGCAUCCCGAUGGUCUGUAUGCCGCCGGUCAACGACGGAUUCCUAACACCACUCGGGAGACCGUCGCCGAAACACUGACUGACAGAAUGUCAAAGAAUGAAACAGUACCUAUACAGCUGAUGUCUGUGGAAGGUACAUUUAAUUUUCGCAUCAUAAGUGAUGAAGAAUUGAGCAUCAUUGAGCUCCCAUAUGGAAAGUCAGGCAAUCUCUGUAUGUAUGUUAUACUGCCUGACAAGAGUAAUGGGAUACAAAGGGUAGAACAAGACCUGUCAUAUGAGAAACUGAAUGAUUGGACCAACUCUACUAAAAUGAAGAAAACAUUUAAUAGUAUUUUUCUCCCUCACUUCGAAAUAAAUAAAAGCUACUCCAUGAAAAGGGUUUUAUCACAAAUGGGAAUGACUGAUAUUUUCCUUCACACCAAAGCAAACCUGUCUGACAUAUCACAAGACAGUUUAUAUCUGUCAGAUGUCAUUAGUCUGGCAACUGUAAAAGCAGAUGAAGAUGGUACUAAAGAGUCAACUAGUGUCGAUGAUAAUCUUGAAAUUCUUUACUUAAUGCUGCCAAAGUUUACAUUUAAAGCAGAUCACCCAUUCAUAUUCAUUGUAAAGGAUAAACCAACUGAGUGUUUUCUUUUUUAUGGGACAUUUCAGCAUCCAUGAAAUAAAUGAAAGCUAGAGCACAAAGAAAGAUGCUUCAAUUGAUAAUUAUCAUUCAGAUUCUGUUUUUUAUUCCUUUACUGUUUUACUGAAUGUUACGUUAAGCAUGUUACCAAGUAAAAGUUUUCAUGAGAUACUGUACAUUAUUAUGUAUAAUAAUUAUAGCAGUAUUAACUGCAUUAAUACAAAGGUUGCACUGUAUUAGUACUGUUCAGGUACUGUAUGGAAUCUAUUAUUGGUAAUUUUGUGUCUUUCUAGAGAAACAAAUGGUGUUAUUUGGUGCACCAUGUCUAUAAUAUAUGUAGAUAUAUGUGGUGGGAUGUAAUGAAUUCCAAGUUCGGUGGCCGUGCGGGAUGCCGGGAAAACUUGUACUUUUUUUUAAAGGGGCAAUCAUUUACAAGGCUAAACCGUGACUUGUAAAUGAUUGCCCCUUUAAAAUAAAAGUCAGAGUUCGUCCAGCAUACUGCACGUUCGCCAAACUAGGACUUCAUUACAUACCGGGCGUGUAGUUGCAUUUUGCUCACAUUCUAUUCUACAUUAAGUGGCUUAUUUAAUAAUAAAUAAAAAAGAAAUUCUCCAUGAGCAAUCUUACAUGUUUGAAUGCAUUGUUUUCUAUGUGUAUCAGUGUUUAUUGUUAUCUGCCUAACCUUCAAAAAUAAAAUAAAUAAAUAAA
Pseudophryne corroboree (corroboree frog) is the source of this 2012-nucleotide messenger RNA. Its product is annotated as ovalbumin-related protein X-like. NCBI's taxonomy places the organism in Eukaryota, Metazoa, Chordata, Amphibia, Anura, Myobatrachidae. The coding region runs from base 77 to 1342 and encodes 421 amino acids. The record is from RefSeq and is a predicted model, not a curated record. Gene Ontology annotation, molecular function: serine-type endopeptidase inhibitor activity. The transcript is spliced from 8 exons.